CUUAGUCGAUGGAAAAAGAUAUGCUUUCUAUUAUUGUUAGCGAUAGUGUCAGACGGAGCACAUUAUGGGGCGUUCUUCGAUAAUCCCCGAGUGCUACAAGAAGAAAUAAACAUUUUGCCUAUUUUUAAAUGUGAUAUCAAUACAGCUAAAACGCAGAUCUGUCGAGAUUCAUGUUUUUCAUUAAAUGUAACAUCGCAACAGGGUAUCGGACGAUCAUUAUUAUUCGGUAUUUCACGGGGAUGUUCGACGAACAUUUUGACAAAAGAUAGGAUGGUGAAAGGUCAUCGAUGUUCGAAUAUUAAUGUUAUCUUGAAAACUAAACCUCAAUAUGUCGUCUUUGCAAAUUAUUGCUUUUGUACAGGCAAUAAAUGUAAUAAAAUUCCGGAAAUUUUCAAACCAUCUCCAAUUACGACAGUAACAAAUACCGAUAAACCGUCCAUAAAUUUCAGUGCAUAUAUUCGAUAUGAAAACAAAUCCAUGCGAUACUUUUAUUCAAUUUACCAUUUUUUCAUUUUUUCAAUUUCAAAUUUAUUUUUAAUGAAUUUCUUGUGA
This is a messenger RNA of Dracunculus medinensis (Guinea worm), 552 nucleotides long. NCBI's taxonomy places the organism in Eukaryota, Metazoa, Nematoda, Chromadorea, Rhabditida, Dracunculidae. The record is from the annotation of a GenBank genome assembly.